Messenger RNA from Paramecium primaurelia, 1238 nucleotides. The record is from the annotation of a GenBank genome assembly. Lineage: Eukaryota; Ciliophora; Oligohymenophorea; Peniculida; Parameciidae.
AUGAAUUAUAAAUUAACUGAGCCUCUUUAAAGCUAAUUCUCAAAUCUUGAAAAUGUAGGAUAAUUUAAAACUUAAAAAGUAAAGAUAAGGGUACUUAAUGGGUAUUCCAAUUAAAUUAUUGUUGUAAAUAAAAACAAAUUCAUUUCAUUAACAUUUAAGACUAAAUUUUAAUUAUUGAGAGAACAUUUUAAUGAAAAAUAUAAAGUAGGUAAGCCUUUAGGAUUAUUGAUUGAAAGAGAGAAUAAUUAACAUAUUAUAAUUCUAUUUUCAGAUGAUGUUUAAAUGCUAUAAAAUUGGAGAGAUUAUUUAGCUAAACAUAUAAAUUAAAGGGGAUUUCAUGAAAGUUUUAAGGCUCAUCGUAUCAUAGGUAAAGGAAUCUUUACUUCAGUAGAUUUGGAAGAUCGUUUGGAGGAUGAAAGAAGUCUUGCAAUUAAAGCAUUUUCCAAAGAAGUAGCUUAUGAAAAAGAAAAAGGAAAGGUAUAUCUUUAAAGUAUUUUAAAUGUCUAUGUUAAAUGAAAUAACAAUCAUGAGAAAGCUUGAUAAUCAUGCUUUAAUAAAAUUACAUGAAGUUUAUGAGAGUGAGAAUUCCCUUUACAUGGUACUGAUCUAUUGGAAGGUGGCUCUUUAUAUGAUAAUGUAAAAAUAGACCAUAAUUUAAUGCAUUUGAAAUUGAAGUGCUUAUUUUUAGUUUAUUGGAAGGACUUUGUCAUAUGCAUUAAAAAAGUAUUAUGCAUAGAGAUUUAAAACCAGAAAAUAUUUUAUAUAGUAUAUAAGGGUAAAUUUAAAAGUAUAUAAGAAGUAAUAUUUCAUCAGUAUGCAUUGCUUAUUUUUGGAUUAGCUCAACAUUCUGACAAAUAUCCAUAUUUAUUUAAUCGUUGUGGUACUCCAGGAUUCCUUAUUCCAGAAGUUAUAAAUUCUAAAGAUGGAGGAAGAUAUGAACCUAUUUGUGAUGUUUUUAGCUUAGGGUUAAUUUUUUAUAUUUUGUAAGCUUAUUUUUUUUUGAAUUAUAGAUUAACUCUACUGGAAAACCAGUAUUUCCAGGUAAUAGUUAUAAUGUUGUUUUGGGAAAGAACAGAAAAUGUGAAAUAUCUUUUGAUGCUACACUCUUUGAAAUUAUUCUUGAAUAAGCUUAUAUAAAAGAAUCACCUUUAACAAAUAUUUUCAAUAGUCCAUCUGCUUAAAGAAAUGACUAAUAAUAAUGGGGUUAGUUAUAACGAAAGAAAUAACUAAUCAAAUGA